Closterium sp. Yama58-4 is the source of this 288-nucleotide messenger RNA. The record is from the annotation of a GenBank genome assembly. Lineage: Eukaryota; Viridiplantae; Streptophyta; Zygnematophyceae; Desmidiales; Closteriaceae.
AUGCCUUCCAAUUCCGAGGCCUUGGGUGCCCCCCAAAGCUACAGUCCGGAGGAGCACAUCACAGGCCUCUGCAGUGCAACACCUCAACUCAACUCAGCACGGCACGGCAACAAUCUGGACUCCUCCGGAUCGAAUCCAACGGAUGGGACAACGGCGUCAACGACAACUGUAGAGGUUGCUGCUCAUGCAACAUUUUCGCCGUGUGCAUCCUUGCAAAUUAUGAAACUGACAACCAAGAGCGAUACAAACAAACCGCCCCUGCAACCACCACCACAUCCUUGCAACUGA